Molecule: messenger RNA, 4309 nt
Organism: Trichomycterus rosablanca
Lineage: Eukaryota; Metazoa; Chordata; Actinopteri; Siluriformes; Trichomycteridae
Gene: ssrp1b
Product: structure specific recognition protein 1b
Exons: 18
Coding region: 453-2546 (697 amino acids)
Biological process (GO): regulation of chromatin organization
Cellular component (GO): nucleus; FACT complex
Molecular function (GO): nucleosome binding; histone binding; DNA binding
Source: RefSeq, a predicted model, not a curated record
ACGUCCGACGUUAUCUGAAUAUAUUUUUUAUGUGUGGCUUUAAAUAAUGGAAUUAAAUUAUAAUUUGUUCGUGCGUCCAUGAAAAACACUAAAGAGACAAGCCAGCUAUCUGGUUUAGCAUUAGCAGCGCUGCGUGUGUACCGUUAGCUGUUGGUGUCGCUGUAUGUGUGUGAUGGUUUUAAUGCACAUUUGCUCCGUUAUUAUUAUUUAGCACCUUGUCUGUUUUUUGCUUUAUGCAAUUAAACAAACUAGAUUAAUCUGAACUUCUGCACCUUGAGCACAGUUUGGGCUCUUCAUAUUUACCUUUACAUGACAGGUAACUGCAAAAGCAAAUCAGGACAGUGACACUUGAAGUCAGAAGUUGACAUGGCAGAAGAGUUGGAUGAUUUUGAUGCAUCACACAUACUUAUUUUGUUCCAGAUCAUCACCAGCCGUGAUAAAACGCUGCUGUCAUGAGUGACAUUCUGGAGUUUAAUGACAUUUAUCAGGAGGUGAAGGGCUCCUGGAAUGACGGGCGUCUGAGAUUCAGCAAGCAGAUGAUUGUAUAUAAGAGCAGUAAGACAGGAAAGGUGGACAGCAUCCCUGUCCCAGAACUUACUCAGGCCCAGUGGAGGAAAGUCUGUCUUGGUCAUGGCAUUAAACUCUCCACCAGCACCGGACACGUGUAUAAAUAUGAUGGCUUCAAAGAUUCUGACUUUGAGAAAAUCUCCGAGUAUUUCAAAGCGAAUUACAAAGUGGAGCUGAGUGAGAAGGACUUGUGUGUGAAAGGCUGGAACUGGGGCACGGCUAAAUUCAGCGGCCCACAGCUGUCAUUCGAAGUGAGCGACAACCCCGUGUUCGAGAUUCCGCUCUGCAGUGUGUCCCAGUGCACGACUGGGAAGAACGAGGUCACGCUGGAGUUUCACCAGAACGACGACACGGAGGUGUCGCUCAUGGAGGUGCGAUUUUACGUCCCGCCCUCCUCAGGGGACGAGGUGGCAGAUCCAGUAGAGGCGUUCGCUCAGAACGUUCUCUCUAAGGCCGACGUGAUUCAGGCUACAGGAGACGCUGUGUGUAUCUUCAGAGAGCUGCAGUGUCUGACACCCAGAGGAAGGUAUGAUAUCAGGAUCUACUCCACCUUCCUGCAUCUGCACGGGAAGACGUUCGACUACAAGAUUCCGUACACCACAGUCCUGCGACUGUUCCUGCUCCCCCACAAAGACCAGAGGCAGAUGUUCUUCGUGAUCAGCCUGGAUCCUCCCAUUAAACAGGGUCAAACCCGCUACCACUUCCUAAUCCUGCUCUUUUCCAAGGAUGAGGACGUCAACCUCACCCUCAACAUGAGCGAGGAGGAGGUGGAGCGGCGCUUCGAGGGGAAGCUGAGUAAGAACAUGUCUGGCUCGCUGUAUGAAAUGGUCAGCAGGGUUAUGAAAGCUCUGGUCAACAGGAAGAUCACAGUGCCUGGAAACUUCCAGGGUCACUCGGGUGCUCAGUGUAUUACCUGCUCGUACAAGGCCACGUCAGGACUGCUGUAUCCUCUGGAGAGAGGCUUCAUCUACGUGCACAAGCCUCCGGUCCAUCUGCGCUUUGAGGAGAUCGCCUGUGUCAAUUUUGCCAGAGGUACCACGACCACGCGCUCCUUCGAUUUUGAAAUUGAGACCAAGCAGGGGAACCAGUUCACCUUCAGCAGUAUCGAAAGAGAGGAGUAUGGAAAACUGUUCGACUUUGUCAAUGCUAAGAAGCUCAGCAUCAAGAACAGAGGAUUCAAAGAGGGUAUGAAGGUCAGGGAGGACUUGUAUAGCGACUCUGAUGAGGAUCAGCACGACGCUUACCUGGAGCGCAUGAAGCAGGAGGGGAAAAUUCGUGAGGAGGCCAACGACAGCGACGACUCGGAGGCCGGCAGCGAUGAAUCAUUUAAUCCCGAAGAUGAAGAUGAUGAAGUAGCAGAAGAGUAUGACAGUAAGGCCUCAGCCAGUGAAAGCAGUGCUGAUGACGAUGCCGACAGUGAUAAUGAGAGGAAAAAGAAACCGAUCAAAAAGGCCAAAAUUGUGAAAGAGGGAAAACGCAAAAAAGAGAAGAAGAUAAAAGACAGCGGCGCCCCCAAGAGGCCAAUGAGUGCCUACAUGCUUUGGCUGAACUCCAGCCGAGAGCGCAUCAAAGGCGAAAACCCCGGAAUAUCGGUCACCGAGAUCUCCAAGAAGGCUGGUGAGAUGUGGAAGCAACUGAGCAAGGAUAAAAAAGAGGAGUGGGAGGGAAAAGCAGAAGAAGCGAAGAAAGCAUACGAACGAGCAAUGAAGGAGUACAAAGAGAGCGGCUACUCAAAAAAAGAAAGUAAGAAAGCAGGGCGGAGUGAGGAGAAAAAGAAGAAAAAGAAGAGCGCCGGGCAAAAGGAGAGAGAGCGAGACAGGACGCCGGGGAACGACAGCUUUAAGAGUCGAGAGUUCAUCUCCAGUGAGGAGAGUUCAUCCGAGUCUGACCGGGGCAAGGGACGCAAGCGCAAGGGUUCAGAUGAUGAAGAGGAACUGGCCAGCACUCCACAGACCUCAGGGGAGUCUGGAUCAGACUGAGACACGAGUGCCGAAACCGCUACCAAGAGCAAAAGGAAAAGAGAUUUCUGUCCCUAAAGCAUCGAUAAUCUAUACAGUGUGGGUCAAAAGUCUAAAACUACUAGUGGAAAAAAUCUAUUUUACAUUUUCCUUGAAUUUAAUCUGAUGUUUUUAAUUCAAGUAAUCAAAUCAGCAGUUUGAGUAAAAAGUUAAAUCUGUAAAAAAAUGUCCAAAUGCGCAUUUUAGAAUUUCGGAGUAUUUGGUAUGUUACACCCUUUCUGUGUAGCACGGUGGCUAAGUGGGUAGCACUGUCGCCACUUCAGCAGGUGGGGCGGUCCGGGUCCUUGCGGUCUGUGCGGAGUUUGCAUGUUCUCCCCUUGACUGUGUGGGUUUCCUCCCACAGUCCAAAAACAUGCAGCCGGGUUAAUUGGAGACACUGAAUUGUCCUGUAGGUAUCCAGCCGCUAGGAUGCACAAACCAGUGCGUUGUAGUGCCGGUCCCAAGCCCGGAUAAAUAGGGAGGGUCGUGUCAGGAAGGGCGUCCGGCGUAAAAACUGUGCCGAAUCAAUAAUGCGGAUCACGAUCCGCCGGCGACCCCUAACGGGAGCAGCCUAGGAAAUAGAUAGCCUUUUUGUGUAAUGAUUAGGACUCUACUAAAUUCACAGGAAAAUGUGCUUAAUUUUACGGACGUCUUAUGUGCCACAAUAAAUGACACUCAUAAAUUUAAUGAUAGAAUAAAUAGAAGCUACACAACACAGCACAGCUCCCUUAAUAGUUGAAUGUCAACCUAGAACAUCCAUCGACGGUGCGAGACUUCAUGUUCUGUCUCAAAUACGAAAAUUCUCGUCCAUGUUUAGACCCCCUUCUGAGUCCACAGAAUUAGUUGUUAGUUUUCCAAACUCAGUUACUCGAGUCGUGUUUUUAGCUACUUUAGACGUCUAGUAUAACCUGUCUAAUAUAUUGUUGGUGUAACCGAGCGUCUGUAGAGUUGCUGAGUUUAUAAAGAAAGAAAUAAACUGCACAUAGACAAACAGUCGGGAGCAGAAAACUUUACUGGUUUGUUCUUUUGAGCACAGACUACAGAAAGAUGAUCACGUGUGUAGAGAAGCACACUUUUACAUUGCUUAUGGAAUCUACAGAGGGACAAAAUGGGCUCAACACACAUCAAACACCUUAGGUAGAGCCUUAGUAAUAAUGUACAGCAAACGUAAGUCUGUGAAAGGCACUAAAUAACUCACAUUUAUUAUCUUUUAUCUUAUUAUUUAUUAUUAUUAAGUACAAUUGUGUGCACUGAAUAAAAGGUCCGGGUGGAAUAUGAAGGUGGUGGUGAUUGGUUCCAGGGAUUAUGUGCAGGUGUUGUAAAUGAUCUUGAUUGCUGAUUGUGACCUUAAUGAGGUUUAGGACAUGUGACUAUGGGGAACAGUCCAUAAAAGGUCUUCAAGUAGUUGUUGUGAAGCUACUGGAAUGAAAAAUACUGUAAUACAGUUUUAAACUGGUAAAUAGAAGCAGUGUUAGUAAAGGAGUCAGACAUUUGGCCCCCACUGUAUAUAUUUACAUUUUAUUUUAACUUAAUAUUUUAAUCCGUAAAUACGCUUAUAAUUCUGUUUCACACAGAUUAAAUAGUAUUACAGUCUAAAAAAAGAUGGAUUGUGUAUCUUAGAUGUCAGAUGUGUAUAGAAUAGUGUAGUUACAGUGUGUGUGUGUGUAAAUGUGUUUUGUAGUUUAUAUUGGUUUAAUAGUUCAAUGUUCAAAAAAAUCACAAAUAAAGACUUCUAAUCUGUUUAA